AUGGAGGCUACAAACUUGGCGCUGCCUCCUCGAGAGACGUUGAAGCCACGCUCGGAGCACAAAGGUCUAGAAAUGAAUAGUAAGCCUAACCAAGUCGGAACGGUACUACUAUAUGGCGUCCCUAUAGUGUCCCUAGUCAUUGAAGGCAUCGAACGGCUGUGUCUCGCGCAGAUAUCGAACACUUUGCUGAAGCAGUUCUCCUAUAACGAAAUACACAACCGACGGGUGGCGUUGGGCAUCACCUGCGUUCAGUGUACUCCAGUACAGCUGGAGAUACUGAGAAGAGCUGGUGCGAUGCCGGUGUCUUCACGGCGUUGCGGUAUGAUAACCCGUCGGGAAGCGGAGCGUCUUUGCAAGUCGUUCCUAGGCGACAACGCUCCUCCGCGACUACCUGACGAUUUCGCAUUUGCCGUGCACCACGAGUGUGCUUGGGGUUGUCGAGGUGCAUUUUUACCAGCCAGGUACAACUCGUCCCGAGCGAAGUGCAUCAAAUGCGCGUAUUGCGGACUUUUCUUCUCUCCAAACAAAUUCAUAUUUCAUUCUCACCGCGUCGGACCUGGCGAUAAAUACGUUCAACCUGACGCCGCAAACUUCAACUCAUGGAGGCGACACAUGAAGCUCAGUGGAAGUCCUCCCGUUGAGGUGGUUCACGCCUGGGAAGAUGUCAAAGCUAUGUUCAAUGGUGGUACUAGGAAAAGAAUGCUGUCUGCUGCUAGAAGGGUCCCAAUUCGCAGGCCGGAAGUGGAACCUGAGGCCAAGCGCGCGGCCGCCAGUCCGCCAGCACACACGCCAGUGCCAAGACUGGCGGAUUAUGUAUGGGGAGCGAGGCUUCCCUUACCAUACGCCUUGCCAUGGCUGAAACCAACUUUGUGGUCACCUGGCGCAUUAACUGCCUUAAGUGGCGUCGGAGCUAUUGAGGAACCCCGUGCCUUCCGUCCAGUGCGCUCACAUCGUCUCGAAUCGCCACAAAUUUCGCCCGUAGUUUCACCAUCAAGAUCACCUAACAGAUCGCCAGCAACAUCACCAAGACAAUCUCGGUCUCCGCUGCGAUCUCCGCUCCGCUCUCCACUCCGCUCGCCCGCCCGCUCGCCCCUCCGUUCAUCGCCAGCCCACUCCUCUAAAAGUGACAGAGAUAGUGAUGAAAGUGUCGACAUUGAGACCACAGAAGAGGAUCAGACGAAGGACAUGCGAUGUUCCUGGCCAUGUCGCUCAGCCCCCACCCCGCGUCCUGAAGAUUGCUGGAGCGGACUUGUUCCGAAGAUAGAGCGGGAUGAAGACAGGGAACCGUGGAGGUUGCCUGAUCUGCGCCCAUCAUUGCACUACCUUCAUGAUCGUGAAAGAGACAAUUGCGUUGCUUGUGUUGCUCCGUUACCGCUGCUACAGCCCCCUGCACCAGCGCCCCACUAACUAUGUAGGAGUAGAAGGAAUCACAAAGCAAUAAUCAAAUGUACCGAUAGAUGGCACUGCAAAGCGAAACAUUCAUUUUCAGUGUUUCCAGUUUCA
Melitaea cinxia (Glanville fritillary) is the source of this 1503-nucleotide messenger RNA. RefSeq names its product SKI family transcriptional corepressor 2 (gene fuss). Lineage: Eukaryota; Metazoa; Arthropoda; Insecta; Lepidoptera; Nymphalidae. Gene Ontology annotation, biological process: negative regulation of BMP signaling pathway; negative regulation of transcription by RNA polymerase II. The coding region runs from base 1 to 1407 and encodes 468 amino acids. The transcript is spliced from 9 exons. Gene Ontology annotation, molecular function: SMAD binding; RNA polymerase II cis-regulatory region sequence-specific DNA binding; DNA-binding transcription factor activity, RNA polymerase II-specific. The record is from RefSeq and is a predicted model, not a curated record. Gene Ontology annotation, cellular component: nucleus; transcription regulator complex.